AUGUGGGGCUACUAUGACUAGAAUUAUAUUGCGCAACGGAAUGAAGACAUUAACAUGCAUCAAAGAUCUUGGAAUGGCCUAGUUACUGCCCACAACAUACCUACAUCUACAUGUACUAUAAGUCUUACUUAACCCCCCCGAAACAGGCCACUGUAUUAUAGAUAAAGUGCAACCAUGCGCCAGCUCGACGUUACUGGCAAACUUGCAUUUUCGUCUAUAUAGAUAUCUAGUAGGUAGAAUCCUGAGGUGACGAAGCUCAUUGUGCAUCCGCUGUCGGCAUAGGCAGAUCUCGGCUCCAUUCCCUCGGCCCGCAGCUAUUGUGACCGAGCAGACUCACAAUAACGCUCAUCAUGGCGCCAACAAUGACACUGCGCUCUCUGUUCACUUACGCGAACCACUUUGUUUCGCAAAUUCCGCUUCUCAAUGGCAUCCCUAGCAGCAUCCCUACCUCCCUCAUCCCUUCGAUAUUCAACCCAGAAACAUUUCCGGAUGAAACUGGCCAUGACGAACCACCCACUUUCAGCGGCAUAACGCCGUACGAUCCUCUCAGCGGUUCCCCGAGCUGCCCGCUCGACGGGCCUGUGAGCUGCAAUAACCAGUCGGCCGCUGACUCAUGUUGCUUCAUCUAUCCUGGUGGCCGAUUAUUGCUCACCCAAUUCUGGGAUGAGGAAAUACAUGUUGCUGGAGGCGAAGAGGACUGGACUCUUCAUGGGCUUUGGCCCGAUCUUUGCGAUGGCUCUUAUGACCAAUAUUGUGGGAUGACGCCUAGAUUCAACAACAUCACAGCUGUGCUGGAACAUUAUGACCAGGGAGAGCUUAUCGAUUUCAUGAACCGAUACUGGGUUGCAAGCUACGGUACCAACGAGCAUCUCUGGGCGCAUGAAUACAACAAGCACGGGACUUGCAUAAACACACUCGCACCAUCCUGCUACGGGGAUUUAUACAAGCCAGGCUUAGAAGUAGUUGACUAUUUCGUCCGUGCAUUUGGACUCUUCCGGACGCUGGACACAUACUAUGCGCUCCAACGAUUUGGCAUAACACCAGACUCCUCGAAAACAUACGCGCUAGCCGAUAUUGAAGCCGCCCUUGAGGAAUACAGCGGCAGCCGUGUCAUUCUCAAGUGCUCGCGAAGCGGCGUGCUACACGAGGCCUGGUAUGUGUGGUUUGUGAAGGGUAGUCUGCAAAGCGGCGAGUUCGUCCCAGCGAGAGAUAGCUUCAGAGGCGAUCGUACCACUUGUCCGGCUCAGGUUCGGUAUUUACCCAAGAGGAGGAAGGGAUACUGAUGCUAGUAUCCAAGCACAAGCAUAGACAUGCAAUAGAGGUUUUUUUAAGUGCAGCAUUUAGCACCAUACUCUGAGAUUGCGAGUGGGCUAGGUAGAUGAUUGUAUCGUGCGAAUCUCAUGUGUGCACAUGUAUCUCGGCCAGGUCAAACUUAACAUCACAUCACGCUCCUUUCCAGAGUUUCUUACAAAAAUAAACAGGCUAUAAUUAUAUUAUACACACGCAAAUAUCCCAGAAGACUCUCUCCGAAGCUUGCUGUCUAGCAAGAGUUCUCAAGACUAUUUGUAAGUCUUAGACGCCUAAACUACCUAAGAUAUACGUGAGUUUACAUGCCUGUGGCACUACCAACCAGAGCCGCCCGGGUUGCUUGGGGGCCUGCGUAGGUGCUCAAGAGCAUUACGCAAGCGCCGGUUCUAUUUCGUAUGCACGCCUUCGUCUAAAAUCUUGAACUCUGUGUGAAGAGCUACUAAAUACCUACCUACCUAUCUAUCUCUAUCAAAGCUAUUCU
Xylaria bambusicola is the source of this 1789-nucleotide messenger RNA. Its product is annotated as ribonuclease Trv. Gene Ontology annotation, cellular component: extracellular region. The coding region runs from base 351 to 1283 and encodes 310 amino acids. The record is from RefSeq and is a predicted model, not a curated record. The transcript has 4 exons. Gene Ontology annotation, molecular function: ribonuclease T2 activity; RNA binding. Gene Ontology annotation, biological process: RNA catabolic process. NCBI's taxonomy places the organism in Eukaryota, Fungi, Ascomycota, Sordariomycetes, Xylariales, Xylariaceae.